Rhodotorula toruloides NP11 is the source of this 1983-nucleotide messenger RNA. Its product is annotated as cAMP-specific phosphodiesterase. The transcript is spliced from 10 exons. Lineage: Eukaryota; Fungi; Basidiomycota; Microbotryomycetes; Sporidiobolales; Sporidiobolaceae. The coding region runs from base 1 to 1983 and encodes 660 amino acids. Gene Ontology annotation, biological process: negative regulation of glucose mediated signaling pathway; cAMP catabolic process; cGMP catabolic process. Gene Ontology annotation, molecular function: 3',5'-cyclic-GMP phosphodiesterase activity; 3',5'-cyclic-AMP phosphodiesterase activity. The record is from RefSeq and is a predicted model, not a curated record.
AUGGCACACUUGAGUGCGACGCAGCGCUCAGCGUCGCCCGUCAGCCCGCUCUCGCGUCCACACGACUGGCCCACCUCCAACUCCUCCCCACAUCGCUCGUCGUCCUCAUCCCUCGCACAGACGCGCACGCCGGCUUCCGAGUCGAACGAGCAACGGAGAAGACAGAUAGAGGAUGUGUGCGGGCAUGUCAGGCUCGUGAGGGACGGCGAGAAACCGGCGUUCGAACUGCUCGUCCUCGGCUGCGGAGGCGGUCCCAUCGAGACAAACCUUAGCAGUUUCCUCGUGAAGCCUUACGGCCGGAAGUGGACAGACGGAUGCACUGGUCUCGAGGGAGGUUCGACAAUCGGAGCCCUUGCCCAUCUCGUCGAGCGGAAUCCGUACGCUUUCGAAGGUUUCGGACUGGGCAUUGGUGUGGACGCGGAUGAGCUGGAGGAGGCGGCGCAGGGACGGGCGGGGAAGAAGAAGCAGGUUGGUGUUGGGAGGGAGGGAGGAGGGAAGGCGGCGGGGAGAAUAUGGGAUAUGAUUCGCUGCUUCGCCAUCACCCACGCCCACCUCGACCAUAUCGCCGGCCUGAUAAUCUCCUCCGCCGCAUGUCGACCGCCCCCCAAACCAGUCUACGGCAUCCAGCGAACGAUCGCGAAUAUCGAGCGGGUGAUGGAUGGCGGACCGUGGCCGGUUUUGGGCGGAUGGGACGAGGGCGUGACGAUUGGACGGGCAUAUCAUUACAAGCACAUCCCCAUGCCUUCUCCUCCCUCCCUCCCCCUCUCCGACUCGCUCUCCUUCACCGCCUACCCCCUCUCACACGGCACCGAUCCGUCCUUCUUCCACAAGAACAAGAAGAAGGGACACUCUGCCUCGAACGGUGACGGGAAUGCGUGUCUAGUGGAGUGCUAUGACUCGACGGCGUUCUUUGUCAGAGAGGAGGAGAGCGGGAAGGAGAUGUUGUUCUUUGGGGAUGUUGAGCCGGACUCGAUUUCGCAGCGGAGCUUGAACCGGAAUAUCUGGAAAGUUGCGGCGCCGAAGAUCGCGCGAGGCGACUUGAGCAUCAUCUUCCUCGAGUGCAGCUAUCCGUCCUCACAACCGAAGGAUAAGCUGUUCGGACACUUCUCGCCGCCGUACAUCCUCGAGGAGAUGGAGGUCUUGGCGGAGCUGGUGAUCGAGGCGCGGAAGGCGAACGGCGAGAGUGGGGAAGAGGCGGAGCGGGAUCCCCUGCGCGAUGUGAUCGUCGUCAUCCAGCACAUCAAGGAUGACAUCUUCACCUUCUCGAGCCCGAUGUCGGACGCCCCUCCUCCCGUUCCUCCCAAAGCCGUCCCCUCACGAACCAACUCCCCCCUGCCUCCGCUACCCGACUCCGCCCAGCAAACCCUCCAUCCUCCACUCGCGACAACCCGCCCAACAUCCCGCAGUCUCCCCUCCACCUCGAAUUCGCGCUCCCCGUCUCGACCCUUCACGAUGCACGACUCUCCCCUCCUCUCGAUGUCCCCUCCCGCUCCGUCCGUCCCGAUCCGCCGACCCUCCUCAGCGGCAUUCGCAUUCUCCUCGACCUUCCCCGCUUCAAGCAUGUCCUUCACUACGCUCCCGACCGGUCCAGGGUCGAGACUGAGCAUGAGUCUCGACGUCUCGCCUACUGGAUCGGCUGGGUCAGGUCCGGGCGCGGGGAGGAGGGUUAGCACGCCCGCUGCGUUUUCCCAUGCGCACGAGAGCGGCCGAAGAGGGGCACUCGCACCCCCUCUCGAGCUCGUCUCGGACUUGCGAGAGCGAGGCAGACCAGCGCGGUUGGACGCAGACGAGCUCGCGAAGCGCGUCAGUACCGCUCCGAUCCUCGAGGAGGAGGACCAAGAAUCUUCCUCCUCGUCCUCGGAAGAGAUGGUCGAAGAGACGGUCCACGAACGGAUCGAGCGCGAACUAAACGAGUUGGAGGAGAUGGCGGGGACGGGGGUGAGGUUCUUGAUUGCGAGGCAGGGGAUGAGGCUGGUCUUUUGA